GUCGCUAAAGUCGUAUACGCUAUGAACGUGAAAUGUUUCGAUAACUUUUGAUAUCGUUCUGUGAUAAGAUAUGUAUAAUGUUAAAUGUCCGUAUUUCAUUGAUUUCUUAUAAUUGAUAUUAAAUAAAUAGGCAAAAUGAAGACACGAUUUAAUACGUAUGAUCUUGUUUGUUCCGUAACGGAAUUACAAAGAUUAAUUGGUAUGCGUGUCAACCAAAUAUACAAUGUCGAUCAUCGUACAUAUUUGAUACGUUUUCAACGAAGCGAAGAAAAAUGUAUCCUGUUAAUCGAGUCUGGUAAUAGGAUGCAUACUACAGCUUUCGAAUGGCCCAAGAAUAUAGUACCAUCGAGUUUUUCAAUGAAGAUGAGGAAACAUUUAAAAAAUAAGAGACUCGAAAGUUUGAAACAAAUCGGUACUGAUCGCAUAGUGGAUUUACAAUUUGGCAGUGGAGAAGCUGCAUAUCAUAUAAUAUUAGAAGUAUAUGAUAGAGGCAAUAUUGUUUUAACAGAUUAUGAAAUGACAAUUAUAAACAUUCUAAGGCCUCAUACAGAAGGUGACAAAGUUAGAUUUGCGGUUAAAGAAAAAUAUCCUUCAGAUCGUGCUUAUACUGCUACUAUGGCACCGCUCGAAGAUAUUAAGAAAUCCAUCGAGUCCGCUAAAUCUGGUGAAAAUCUAAAGAAAGUUUUGAAUCCUCUUUUAGAAUUUGGUGCAGCUGUAAUCGAUCAUGUUCUAUUGCAAGCUGGUUUUGCAUCUGGAUGUAAAAUUGGUAAAGAUUUUGAUAUCGCGAAAGACAUGUCUAGGUUGAUUGUAGCUCUGCAAAAUGCAGAUGAUAUGUUGAAUGAUGCAAAAAAAAAUAUUUCAAAAGGAUACAUUAUACAGAAAAAAGAGAUUAAACCGUCUCCAGAUAAUGAAGAAGAUUUCAUAUUUGCUAACAUAGAGUUUCAUCCUUUUCUAUUUGAGCAGUAUAAAAAUUAUCCUUAUAAAGAAUUCGAUUCGUUUGAUGUCGCGGUAGAUGAAUAUUUUUCCACAAUGGAAGGACAAAAACUUGAUUUGAAGGCUUUGCAAAAAGAAAAAGAAGCCAUGAAAAAAUUAGAAAAUGUAAAAAAGGAUCAUAGCCAAAGGCUAAUUACGUUAGAAAAGACACAGGAAUUGGAUAAAUGGAAGGCAGAAUUAAUUUCUAGAAAUCAAAGUUUAGUAGACAAUGCAAUUUUUGCGAUACAAAACGCACUUGCAAAUCAAGUAUCAUGGCCAGAUAUUCAGAUUCUAUUAAAAGAGGCACAAGCAAGAGGUGAUCCUGUUGCUUCUGCUAUCAAACAGCUGAAAUUAGAAACAAAUCACAUUGCGUUAUUAUUACAAGAUCCUUACGAAGAUAGCGACGAGGAGUCCGAAUUAAAACCGACAGUUAUUGAUAUUGAUUUAGCUUAUAGUGCCUUUGGUAAUGCUAGAAAAUAUUAUAAUCAGAAAAGGUCGGCAGCUAAAAAGCAGCAAAAGACCAUAGAGUCUCAAGACAAAGCUUUAAAAUCGGCAGAAAAGAAAACAAAACAAACAUUGAAAGAAGUACAAACAAUUCAUAGUAUUAAUAAAGCAAGGAAAACGUAUUGGUUUGAAAAAUUUUACUGGUUUAUCUCUUCAGAAAAUUAUCUCGUUAUUGGUGGAAGAGAUCAACAACAAAAUGAAUUGAUUGUAAAGAAGUAUCUUAAAACUGGAGAUGUUUAUGUACAUGCAGAUCUAACAGGUGCUAGUUCUAUUGUUGUAAAAAAUCCUGCUGGUGGACCUAUACCUCCUAAAACAUUGGCAGAAGCAGGGACAAUGGCCGUAGCGUAUAGCAUUGCUUGGGAAGCUAAAGUAGUCGCAGGGGCAUGGUGGGUAAAUAAUGAUCAAGUUUCAAAAACUGCACCAACUGGUGAAUAUCUUACAACUGGAUCCUUUAUGAUACGUGGGAAAAAGAAUUAUUUGCCCCCGUGUCAAUUGAUAAUGGGUCUUGGCUUUCUAUUUCGUUUGGAAGAUAGUUCCAUUGAACGGCAUAAGGAUGAACGAAAAGUCAGAGUUAUAGACGAUGAAAUUGAAAAGAAUGAAUCUACGGUUGAAACAGAUAAAGAAAUAGAAUUAGAAGAAAACAGUGAUGAAGACGAAGAUUUGGAAAAUCCAAUACAAUUAGAUUCUAUUAAAGAAGAAUCUUUUAUAGAAUUUAACGCGAUGCCAAAGGAAAAUGAGAAUAAACGUGACAGUGGUAGUGAAGAAGAUACAGACUUUCCAGAUGUAGAAAUCAAAAUUGAUUAUUCAACAUUAAGAGUCGAACUCCAUGAUGAAAGUGAUACUAUAGAUAAGAAAGAUGAGGAAGAUGUUACUUUUAUUGGCAAUGAUAAAUCUAUAGUAAUAAAUUGUAAUAAAGAAGGAACUACAAGAUUUAAACAACAAUUGGCUUUAAAGACUGAAAAAGAAAGUAAAAAGCUUGAACAGGGUCAGUUGAAAAGAGGUCAAAAAAGUAGACUUAAAAAGAUAAAGGAAAAGUAUAAAGAUCAAGACGAGGAAGAUAGGCACUUGGCUAUGGAAGUUUUACAAUCAGCAGGAGCUGCAAAAGAAGAUAAACGUCGUAACAAACAUAAAGAUCCGUCUGGUCCUAAACAACAAGGAAAGAAAAAGGGAACUGUAAAUCCACCUACAAUAAAACAUAUUAAUGUCGAUCAUCUCGAUGAAGAAGAUACAGGACCAGUACCUGAGAUGGAUAUGUUGGACCAAUUAACAGGAAAACCAGUUUCUGAAGAUGAAUUAUUGUUCGCUGUACCAGUUGUAGCACCUUAUAAUACUAUAUUAAAUUAUAAAUUUAAAGUAAAAUUAACACCAGGUACAAGUACAAGGGGGAAAGCUGCAAAAACUGCCAUAGCUGUGUUUUUAAAAGAUAAAGAGAUAACCUUGCGUGAAAAAGAUUUGUUAAAAGCUGUUAAAGAUGAAUCAGUAGUUCGAAAUAUACCUGGAAAAGUAAAAAUAAGUGCACCACAAAUUCAAAAAAUAAAGAAAUAAAUAGUAUUUCUUAAAUAAUAUUAUAUUUUUAUGCUCGUUUAUAAUUGUAUAUUAUAAAUAUACUUAAGUCUGUAUAUUAUUGGUUGGAAUGGCAAUGUUUCAUGAAAAGUGUACUCAAAAAAAAAAAAAAAAAAAAAAAAAAAAAAAAAAAAAGAAAAAAAAAAAGAAAAAAAAUAUAAAAAAGGAAAUAGAAGAAAAAGAGGAUUUAAUAAGUUAAUUUAAAUCCCGUACAAGUUUGAAUAUCAAUGUUCUUGAAAUUGCCGUGCUUACUCUUUAUGAGAACUUUUCUAAGAAUUAAAACUUUUAAUAGAAAUUUACAACAAUAAUAAAGCUUGAUAUUUAUUUAUCAUUAUUAAAUAACGCCAGACAGUUCAAUUUGUUUAAUUUCAAGAAAUUUUAAGACUAUAAACUAAUUAAUUCUUGGAAUAGUAAUAUUAUAUCGUAGAUAUACUUUAUAUUACUUUUUCGGCAGGCCGCACUUCAAAAUUAUUCUUUUCCUUCGUUAUUCGCAUUAUGUAUAAAAAUAAUGAAAGUAUAUAAAGUUUAUAAAUAAUACGAUUUCUACAAAAUCUGUAUUAUAAAUUAUGUCGAUUUCAAAGAGCAUAUAAACUAUGUACACUUAAUAUAGAAAAGAUGGAUAUUAUUCAUGAUGUACAAUAUCUUUUUAAAACAACUAAUGAUCACAGUAUCUUUUAAUCGCUUUUAAAUAUAUCAUCAUCUGAUACAUUACACUGACGUGUAGUUUUGAAUUUAGGAUUUGUAUUCGAAGAUUUUGCUGGUCUUGAUCUAGUUCCCUUUGACAUAAUCUGGAAAGAUGAGAAUAUGUCACAAGACAUCAUAUAAGAUAUGUAGUUGCAAAAAAUAAAAUGGAUUAAAUUUUCCUACCUCCGUUGCUGUAUCAGACUCGGAAUCAUUAAGAUAAUUGACCUUUGUCUUUGUUUUAGUAAUUUUCGUAGUUUCUUCUUUUUUAGGUGUUCUUUGCUUUAGCUUUUUCUUUUUAGUAAUUUUAAUAUCAUAUUCUUCAUCAGGUUCGUCGCAAGACUCAAUAUUGUUCAGUACCUUUUUCAAAUCUUUUAAUCUAGCACGUUUCUUGUCGAUUAGAACACCUACAUUACUAUCAUUAAGGGCAUUAUUUCUAAUAGGACUCGUUGCUUUCGAACGUGGACUUAGCCUUUUUAUUCCUGCUAUUUUAUUUACUUUUCGUGCAAUAGAUUUAGAAACGAUAGCUUUCUUAGCUGAACCAGAUGCAUUAUUAAAUUCUAAUUUUCCAUUUGGCUUGUGACCUAAUUUAUUUAAGCCGUCGGUUAAAAUUUCUAUAAAUUUUUCAUAAUUUGGUAUUCCAUUGAAUUCUAUAGUUUUUAACAAUUUCAUAUAUUCAAGUACUGGUUUUGGUGUUAAAUCAUGAAAACAUUGGUCCAAAAAGUUUGGAAGAUUUUCAAAGGCUUUUUCUUUUUGUUUUUGUACAGUAGUUGGAUUAGUUAAAUCCUUAUCCCAUGGAAGAGAGCCACACAACCAGUGUAUCAUGUUAUAUCCCAAGAUUUCAAAAUCACCACGCAUUGUAGGUACUGCAAAAAUACAUAAUAAUAAAUAUGGGUAUAUUUAAUUUAUAAGUAUAUACUUUAAUAGAUUACUUUUAUACUUACUCCCUAUAUGAGCAUCUCUACUAGUAUACUCAAUAGUUCCAUCAUGUGCUCUUUUUGGAUCUGGCUUAUAUUCUGUUUUUGUUGUAUAUCGCGUUGCUAAACCAAAAUCUACUAAAUAAACUUGAUCCAGAGACUUUGAACUCAAUAAUAAAUUUGACCCCUUUAUGUCAGCAUGU
Vespa velutina is the source of this 4840-nucleotide messenger RNA. It is a transcript of the gene Clbn, whose product is annotated as ribosome quality control complex subunit NEMF homolog. The coding region runs from base 136 to 3021 and encodes 961 amino acids. The record is from RefSeq and is a predicted model, not a curated record. Gene Ontology annotation, cellular component: RQC complex. NCBI's taxonomy places the organism in Eukaryota, Metazoa, Arthropoda, Insecta, Hymenoptera, Vespidae. Gene Ontology annotation, molecular function: ribosomal large subunit binding; tRNA binding. Gene Ontology annotation, biological process: ribosome-associated ubiquitin-dependent protein catabolic process; rescue of stalled cytosolic ribosome. The transcript has 10 exons.